UCUGGUCACACUCGCUAGGUGAAGAUAAAUAAAGAAACGAAUUGUUUAAUCCAAUUUAGCCUGGCGAACUGCAGGCUUGCUGUUAAUCUGUCUCCGCUUUGCCCUGUUCGGUGACGCGCAAGUGCCUUUAUUUUUAGUUAGAUAGCGGCAUUCAGAUCAAAUGCCAAAGGCGCCCACGCUUGGGUUCAACUGCAAAGACACCCAAGAAAAUAAGGACUAUCCGAGCAUCGCAUCGUAACGGGAAUUCUCUGAAGACUAAUUUUACUAGAAUUAUGGCAUAAUAAAUGUCAAGGCCACAGCGAGACAAUAACAAAACCUGAACAUCUGAAACUUAACAAAAACUGCAGCUGUGUGCGAGAUAAAAGAUAUGCCGAAAGAAUUUUGACCCCCACUAUCUGACGGGUAUUACGGGUGUCUGAUAGUCGUUCUCUAAACGCAUCCAAGUGAAUGCCAAUCAAGCAAACACUCCGAUUAGCAAAAUCCGGAGAUUAGCAAAUGAACCGAGUGGUAACCGAUCGUCAAGUGGAUCCAUUAAAAGACAAAAAGUAGACCGCUGGCAAGCAGUUUCGCCCUGCCAGGGGACGCGUGCGGUUGUGAAUUGCGAUUGUGCCAAGGCAAUAACAUUUUCGAACCCCUUUCAUUGAAAACUAAUGCAACGAACUGUCUAGGGCUGGAUUACUCCCACCUUGCCACUUCCUAAAAACCGUGAAUCUUCCGAAUUCCACGUAUCCACCAUGUGCUGCAAGUGCUGCGGAGAAACUCAACGCAAGGUCUGGGUCUUCGGCUUGGGAUCGCUGUUCCUUGUGCUGGGAAUACUCGUCGUGGUCUUCUGGCCGGGUAUUGCAGAUAACCUAGUAGCGGAUGGCCUUACCCUCAAGCCAGGCACUGAUGCCUAUGAUAGCUGGCUGGAGGCACCCAUUCCAAUUUACCUGAGCUUUUACAUGUUCAAUUGGACGAAUCCCGAGGACAUACGGAACCCGAACAUAAAACCAAACUUCGUAGAGAUGGGUCCGUACACCUUCCUGGAAAAGCACAAGAAGGAGAACUACACCUUUUACGAUAAUGCGACGGUGGCAUAUUAUGAGCGGCGGACAUGGUUCUUCGAUCCGGAGAGAUCCAAUGGCACCCUAGACGACAUGGUGACUGCUGCCCAUGCCAUCACCGCUACGGUGGCGGAUGAGAUGCGAAACCAGCGCAAGAUCGUCAAGAAGAUCAUAAACUUCAUGCUGAACUACGAAGGCGGAAAGUUGUUCGUAACCAAGCCGGUGGGCGAAUGGAUCUUCGAGGGUUACCAGGAUAACAUUACCGAUUUUUUAAACCUGUUCAACACCUCCAUGAUUGACAUUCCCUACAAACGCUUCGGUUGGCUGGCGGACCGCAAUGAGUCGCUGACUUACGAUGGUUUGUUCACUAUUCACACCGGCACAGACGAUAUAUCUAAUCUGGGUAGACUCACCCACUGGAAUGGAAAGCCAGAAACUGGAUUCUACAAGAAGCCUUGUGGUGUAGUUAAUGGAACCACUGGCGACUUGUUCCCGCCCAAGAUGAAUGUAAACGAUGAGAUUACGAUUUUUGCCACCGAUGCUUGCCGAUUUAUGAACCUCAGUCCCCGGGGCACAUUCGAGAAUCACGGCCUGACCGCCACUAAGUGGGUAGGCACCGAGGAGACUCUUGACUCCGGGGAAAACUACCCUAACCAGGCCUGCUUCUGUGAUGAAACGCGAUUUGAUGAAUGUCCCAAAACCGGCGUAGUGGAAUGCAAGGCGUGCCGAGACAAAGCACCCAUUUACUCCUCCUUCCCUCACUUUUACCUAGCUGAUCAGUCGUACAUUGAUGCUGUCAGUGGAAUGAAGCCGGAGAAGGAGAAGCACGAGUUCUUCUUAGCCGUGGAACCGACCACCGGAGUGCCUGUCCAAGUGCAUGGUCGCAUCCAGAUUAACAUGAUGAUUGAGCCCGAUGACGACUACGACAUAUAUCGUGGUGUGCAAAAGGUUUUAAUGCCAAUGUUCUGGUUCGAUCAGUACGCAGAGCUAUCCUCUGAGUUGGCAUCGAAGGCCAAGUUGGCCAUUAAUUUGUCCAGCUACGGAAUCAUAUUCGGCUAUUCCCUGAUAGCUUUCGCCAGUGUCUUUCUCAUCACCGGCGUCACGCUGACUGUGACGAAAAAGUGGGUGCGACGAACUCCCGAAGAUGAGGACAUGCUUACCAACUAGAGCAAAAUAGUUAUUAAGUGUUGCCAAAGUGCCAGGAUAUGUUAACUCUCCUAGUUCAUUCUGAUAGUCGCCCGUCACAUGCUGUUCUUUGUCAGUUACGCGUUAUGUAAUAUGUAAGUGAUACGAACCGACGUUCGUCUUGCAUUUUGUGAUAGCAAACCCUACUCUUAACACUACCAAACCCUUCUGUAUAUGCAAUAUUACACUAAUCAUUAACAAGUCGAAACUUAUUGAUUGAGAUUUUACAUAUUGUACUUGAUACACAAAACUUCAUAAAACCAAAA
This is a messenger RNA of Drosophila yakuba, 2494 nucleotides long. RefSeq names its product protein croquemort. The transcript is spliced from 7 exons. Lineage: Eukaryota; Metazoa; Arthropoda; Insecta; Diptera; Drosophilidae. The coding region runs from base 735 to 2210 and encodes 491 amino acids. Gene Ontology annotation, molecular function: scavenger receptor activity. The record is from RefSeq and is a predicted model, not a curated record. Gene Ontology annotation, cellular component: cytoplasm; membrane.